Messenger RNA from Urocitellus parryii (Arctic ground squirrel), 1442 nucleotides. It is a transcript of the gene Nudt13, whose product is annotated as nudix hydrolase 13. Gene Ontology annotation, molecular function: hydrolase activity; metal ion binding. The record is from RefSeq and is a predicted model, not a curated record. Lineage: Eukaryota; Metazoa; Chordata; Mammalia; Rodentia; Sciuridae.
GGGAGGUGUGACAGAAGAAACAAUGGUCUCUCCAGGGAAGAGAAGCUGUUUGAACUUGAACUUUUGGAGUUUGCUGGUUUCUGCUGAUUCUUGAGGCCUAGGAAGGCACCCCCAAAAGAAUUCAGAGGAUCUCACAAUGUCUCUGUAUUGUGGAAUAGCUUUCAGAGGAAAAUCCUUUUGUUGUUAUAGGCUGCUGUCAACCUAUGUCACUAAGUCUAGGUAUUUAUUUGAACUGAAAGAAGAUGAUGACACAUGCAGAAAAGCCCAGCAGACAGGAGCAUUUUACCUCUUUCAUAGCCUGGCUCCUUUGCUUCAGCCAUCAGGACAUCAACACCUGGUCCCCCGGCUUAACCUAUUAGAAUUGGAAAGGCUCCUGGGUAAGUUUGGACAGGAUGCACAAAGAAUAGAAGAUUCGGUGCUGAUUGGAUGCUCUGAACAGCAUGAAGCAUGGUUUGCUCUGGAUCUAGGUCUGAAUAGCUCCUCUUCCACAUAUGCCUCCUUACCAAAAUCUGAAUUGGAGACGGAACUCAAGGGGUCUUUCGUUGAGCUGAGGAAGGCUCUCUUUCAACUGAAUCCAGUGGAUUCCUCCUUGUUAUUCACGGCUCAAUCUCUUCUCCGUUGGCAUGAUGGUCAUCAGUUCUGCAGCAGAAGUGGGCAGCCCACCAAGAAGAACAUGGCUGGCAGCAAGCGUGUGUGUUCUUCCAAUAAGAUAAUCUAUUAUCCACAGAUGGCUCCUGUGGUGAUCACUCUGGUGUCUGAUGGGACCCGGUGUUUGCUUGCCCGCCAGCACUCCUUUCCCAAGGGACUAUAUUCUGCUUUGGCAGGUUUUUGUGAUAUAGUUCUUGCAGGUGAAAGUGUGGAAGAUGCUGUCCGAAGGGAAGUUGCAGAGGAGGUGGGACUGGAGUUGGAAAGACUACAGUACUCUGCAUCCCAGCAUUGGCCCUUUCCUAACAGCUCACUCAUGAUUGCUUGUCAUGCAACCGUGAAACCAGGGCAGACAGAGAUCCAGGUGAACUUGAGAGAACUAGAGGCAGCUGCCUGGUUCAGUUAUGCUGAGGUGGCUGCAGCCCUGAAGAGAAAGGGCACCUCUAUUCAGCAACAGAAUCAGAGUUUCCCAUUUCUCUUGCCCCCAAAGUUAGCCAUUGCCCACCAACUGAUUAAGGAGUGGGUGGAAAAACAUGCCUGUUCUUCCCUGCCUAAUUAGCCCAGGUAAAGCCAUUGAGAUCCCUCCUUGGAUUGCUGAAGGGCAUACCAGAGAUCCGUUAUAAAGGUGAGAAGGACAACCUCAAGCUAACCCACAACAAGACAGCUCUAUCAGCAAUAUUAAUGAAAAAGAGUUUCUAAUAAAGGGCCAUCAAGAAUGCCAGUGUAGGGCUGGGGAUGUGGCUCAAGCGGUAGCGCGCUCGCCUGGCAUGCGUGCGGCCCGGGUUCGAUCCUCAGCA